Molecule: messenger RNA, 1365 nt
Organism: Daphnia pulex (common water flea)
Lineage: Eukaryota; Metazoa; Arthropoda; Branchiopoda; Diplostraca; Daphniidae
Exons: 8
Coding region: 94-1170 (358 amino acids)
Cellular component (GO): extracellular region
Molecular function (GO): hydrolase activity
Source: RefSeq, a predicted model, not a curated record
CUAUUACACGAACGGACGUUGAUUGAAGAGAGCCUCCUCAGUGCGUCAGCAGCAGCAUAUCACUCGUUAAAAAGGUCUUACGCAAUCGAGCGAAUGUCGCGACGCCAGCAGCAACAGCAGGUUUUGUCUUUGACGGCCGGAUCAGCAAGACUGAUGACGAUCCUUCUAGCGGCGGCCCUCUUGCUCCCAGCAGCCAUUUUGGCCGCCCCGCCGUCCUUGGCCGCUGGCUCCUUAGGCAAUUAUAAUAUUAUAUCGGGGUCGAUUACGACAUCGGGAGUCAGCUCGGGGGCCAUCAUGGCCUCCCAAUUUCACGUUGUUUAUUCGUCAAGUGUCAACGGUGUUGGCAUUUUCGCCGGAGUUCCUUACGGAUGCGCCCUGGGCUUGAUUGCCGAGUCGCUCAACUGCAUGCUCUACCCCAAUUUGAUUGUGAUGGCCAACCUCUACGGCCGGGUUGCCACCUACGAUUUGUACAACAACAUCGAUACUGUCGACGGACUGGUCAACGACAAGGUCUUUAUAUUCCACGGCACAGAAGAUUCGGUCGUGAAUCCAGGCUCCGCCGAUAACGUGGAAACUUUCUACAACAAAUACAACUCGUUGGUCUACAAUAAGAAUGAUAUCGCAGCUGAGCAUUGCAUGCCGACGGAUAACUACGGCGGAGCUUGCAACCAGCUCAACUCUGAUGGCGGUUACAUCAACAACUGUGGCUACAAUGGCGCAUUCGAGAUGAUCAACUACCUGUACGGAGGCGGAUUGAUCAGACCUACGGGAAACGAGGCCGUUUUGAGCAAUCUCCUCGAGUUUGACCAGUCGGAAUUCUUUCAAAUUUCGUCGCCGUCUGCGUCCAGUAUGGACGACAUCGGUUACGUCUACGUGCCAACCCGCUGCGCUAAUGGGGUCGCAUGCAAAUUGCACGUCGCCUUUCACGGCUGCCAGCAGGGAAGGGUGGCGGUUGGCACCGUUUACGUUGCCAACGCUGGAUAUCUCGAAGUGGCCGAAUUGAAUGAUAUUAUCAUCCUCUUCCCGCAAGCCAUCAGCAAAGCCCUUUCCAAUCCUCAGGGCUGCUGGGAUUGGUGGGGAUACACCAACAUCCUGUACGAUUCUAAUAACGGCCACCAGAUUAUCGCUGUCAAGCAGAUGGUUGACAAGAUGACGGGGUUUUCCAUCUGACGAGCGGAUAAACGAAAUAUACUACACUCGCAUUUGGACCAACAAUCGUGACCUAAUAACCACAAAUACAUGUACAAAAAUAUAUUUUUUUAAAAAUAAAUAAUAUUAGUGUACUAUAGUGUAGUGAGUAUGACAGAGUAUGAAAGUUUUCAUGUAUAUUAUCGAUUUGUAAUAAAUGGAUCAUUUACUCCUCAA